AUGUUUGAUGGCUAUAGUUAAUUGUUAAGUAUCAUGGUCAUUUACAUUUAUUGGUUUAAGUGCAAUUUGCGUAUGGCAAUCUUUUACAAUGUAUGCAACAUCUACAAAUAAAGUUAUUAUUUGGAAUGCUGCUUAGAAAGUAAGUAGAAUGAUAUAUUAGAUAGACAAUGAUAAUAAUGGGAUAUGUGCAAUUAAGUUUAAUUCUUAAGAACUAAUUUUGACAAAAGUGCUUUAGUUUUUUUUCUUCUUUACAUUUCAAUUAAUCUUCUUGAUUUUUGGAAUAAUUGAUUCUAUGAAGAUUAUAUCAUUCUUGGAGAAGUGAU
Paramecium sonneborni is the source of this 323-nucleotide messenger RNA. The record is from the annotation of a GenBank genome assembly. NCBI's taxonomy places the organism in Eukaryota, Ciliophora, Oligohymenophorea, Peniculida, Parameciidae.